GAAGAGGGCGGGGCUGGGCAUCGAUCGCUCGGCGCUCCUCUAGGCUCUCGUCGCGAUCAGCCGAGUCGGGAAUGAUCGAUGCUCCCCGGUGUAGUUCGUGAGGACGAGAAGGCCGGGCGUGGAAUUUUCGCCCCGGCGGAACCAGUCGAUGCCAGCGAUGAGAAACACAGCCCCGUCCAAGAAUCAGAGAGAUACUGAAGACCAAUUGAGUCAUCCAGUCCUAUGGAUUGAACAACUACUGGAUUCUUGGAUUUUCCGUUCAUAGCCCCCCCGUUAUUGAACUAUCAGGACCACAGCCUAAACCCAGUGUUCCUCAUCACUCAACAUGAUGGGAAGCAGAGGAUGUCCUGUUCUAUCUGAGGUGGCUGGAACAGAUUGUCUGACACGUGUUGGGAGACGUAUGAAGAGAAGUUUCCUUGGCUCACAAUUCUGACAGCUGCAGAGUCCCAACAGCUGGCUACAGACAUCUGAUGAGGGCCACCGGCCACCAAGCUGUAUCACACAUUAGGUGCUGACCAUGUCAGAGGACACUAAGGGUCCUACCGAGCCCUUGGUAGGGCCUAGUACCCUCUGGAAGGACCUCAGGGUACUCCUGCCUGACACAGAGGAGGAGCUGAAGCUGGAGCUCAGUGAGAAGGUGGGCAGGAGCCUGACCAUGCUGCUACAGCAAGCUGUGGGGUUGUUCUAUGCAGGACAUUGGCAGGAGUGCCUGCAGGCCAGCGAGGUCAUCCUGGACUACUCCUGGGAGAAGCUCAACACUGGGCCCUGGCAAGAUGUGGACAAGGAAUGGCGCCGGGUGUACUCCUUCGGCUGCCUCCUGAAGGCCCUGUGCCUGUGCCGGGCUCCACAGAAGGCCACUGCAGUGGCUGAAGCAUUGCGGGUGUGUGACAUGGGCCUGUUGAUGGGGGCAGCCAUCCUUGGAGACAUCCUUCUCAAAGUUGUCACCGUCCUCCAGACACACCUGCUCCCAAGAAAGCAGCCUGCCUGUGGCCCCCACCAGGACGAGCCUGUUACCAAGAAGACGAGGUGUGAUGCCAACUCAGCUCCCGAUGUGGUGUUAGAGCGGGCAGUGCCCAGGCUUCGCUGUCCAACUCUGCAGUACUUCAGGAAGCACUUUCUAGUCCCUGGGAGGCCUGUGAUCUUGGAAGGUGUGGCUGACCACUGGCCAUGCAUGAAGAAGUGGAGUCUUCAGUACAUCCAGGAGGUUGCUGGCUGCCGCACUGUCCCUGUGGAAGUGGGUUCAAGGUACACAGAUGAAGAUUGGUCCCAGACCCUCAUGACCGUCAACGAGUUCAUCCACAAAUACAUCCUGAGUGAGGCAAAGGAUGUUGGGUACCUUGCUCAGCACCAGCUAUUCGACCAGAUCCCAGAGUUGAAACAGGACAUCAGCAUCCCCGAUUACUGUUGCCUGGGCAACGGGGAAGAGGAAGAGAUCACUAUCAAUGCCUGGUUUGGUCCCAAAGGAACUAUCUCCCCACUGCAUCAUGACCCCCAGCAGAACUUCCUGGUCCAGGUCUUAGGAAGGAAGUACAUCCGGCUGUAUUCCCCGCAAGAGUCUGAGGCAGUGUACCCUCAUGAGACACACCUUCUUCAUAACACCAGCCAGGUUGAUGUGGAGAACCCCAACCUAGACAAGUUCCCCAAGUUUGCUGAGGCCCCAUUCCUGUCCUGUAUCCUGUCCCCAGGAGAGACCCUCUUUAUACCUGCUAAGUAUUGGCAUUAUGUGCGUUCCCUGGACCUGAGUUUCUCAGUGAGCUUCUGGUGGUCGUAGCCAGAGCCAGGGUGCAAAGGACCCACUGGGCAGAUACCUCACCAAAGGAAGUGAGCCAGGUAGGAAGCCCUGGGUGCUGCUAGAGUCCACGAGUCCCGUUUCCCCAGAUACUCUCUGUAGGACGCGUUGUGUGCAGAGCUGCUGUGCGCACCCAGGUUAUGGAUCCCGAUUAUGGAUGCUCCUUUUCUUUGUAACAUACAUUUUUUCAAUAACAUGAAUAAAAAUAUUUUCUAA
Messenger RNA from Microtus oregoni (creeping vole), 2005 nucleotides. RefSeq names its product lysine demethylase 8 (gene Kdm8). NCBI's taxonomy places the organism in Eukaryota, Metazoa, Chordata, Mammalia, Rodentia, Cricetidae. The record is from RefSeq and is a predicted model, not a curated record. Gene Ontology annotation, cellular component: nucleus. Gene Ontology annotation, molecular function: histone H3K36 demethylase activity. The coding region runs from base 518 to 1771 and encodes 417 amino acids. The transcript has 10 exons.